AUGGACUGCUUAAGCUACUUCUCCAACUCAGAUUUUAUCCAGCUCCAGGAUUGCUUUAUCCCUGAUGUGGAUAUGAUUCUCCCGGAAACCGACACGUUCUUCUUCCAAGCGCAACCGCAACAUCAACCGCUUCAGCCAUUGCAUGACGACGAAGCUCUCUCGCCGUCCUUCUUCGGGUUUAAUCACUUGGAUCCUUUCUACGAGCCAUUUCUUCCUCCCCAAGAAAUCUUCCUCCCUAGCCCUAAAACCGAAGUCUUCAACGAGUCACAAGACUUAGAUUCCUUCUUCCCUACGCCAAAACACCAAAAGCUCAUAAACUCCAGCUUCCAUUUCAACAACACCCACGACCCUUUGUUCAUGAGCCCUAACCAUAAUCUCUUGGAAUCCAACAUCACCGAAGCUCCUAAAUUUUCCGAGUUUCGAGUUCCUGAUUUCUCUCCGGCGUUCAAGGUUGGGUGGAGUGAUCAAAACGACACCAAGAAACCUGAGCUUUCUGCUCAGAGCAUCGCAGCGCGAAAGAGGAGAAGAAGAAUCACUGAGAAGACUCAAGAGCUCGGAAAACUAAUCCCUGGAAGCCAGAAACAUAACACAGCCGAAAUGUUCACUGCCGCAGCUAAAUAUGUCAAAUUCUUGCAGGCGCAGCUUGAGAUUCUUCAGCUGAGGCAGACCAAAAUUCAGACGCAGGAGAGUUCAAAGGUGGAAAUAGAAAUGCAGAUGUUGCUUGGAUCUCAAGACAUCCAGGAGAAGCUAUCGACAGAAGAAGUUUGUGUGGUUCCAAGUGAAAUGGUUCAAGUCCUAAAAACCGAAGAAUGCAUCUUGAGAAACCCUAAGAUUUCUCGAGACAUUAACAAGCUGAUGUCCACAGAUCUGAUGAAUUAG
Molecule: messenger RNA, 879 nt
Organism: Microthlaspi erraticum
Lineage: Eukaryota; Viridiplantae; Streptophyta; Magnoliopsida; Brassicales; Brassicaceae
Source: the annotation of a GenBank genome assembly